Protopolystoma xenopodis is the source of this 837-nucleotide messenger RNA. NCBI's taxonomy places the organism in Eukaryota, Metazoa, Platyhelminthes, Monogenea, Polystomatidea, Polystomatidae. The record is from the annotation of a GenBank genome assembly.
AUUCCCCAGCACGGAAGCUUACUCACCACAUUUCUCUAUGCGCCACUUGCGGGCCUUCUUUUCUCCUGCGGACUAAUAUCACCACCUUCCUCGCUUCCAAGUGAUCAACUAGCUUCUUCACCUCAUCCAAAUUGUGUGCCUAACCCUCUCAUCAACCUUCCUUUAUCUGAAAUCGAAGAGCCAGUUACAUCCCACUCCAAAAAGCUCAAUUCCCAACAUUUCCUUUCGCAUAAGACUGUAGAACACGUGCAGGACCCUGUUGAAGCAUCGAGCCUCGAGGUGUUGGCGCAUGGAGUUUCUUACAAGCGACGCUCUCAAUUAACUGAUCUAUUGACUUCACAAACCAAUAUGCCUCUCGAGCCUCAGGGAGACUUAUUGAGACCCAUGAUAGAUGAUAUACCCUCGAUCACUACAUCCAAUAGCUCCUAUUCGACCCCAGUUUCAACUCCUUCCACCUCCAGAAUAGCAAUUACCUUGCCACCAUCAGAUCUUCCUGUUUCUAUUCCUCCACCUCCACCUCAUCCCCCGCCUCAUCCUCCACCUUUUACCAACUAUUUAUCUGCUACGUUGGCCGGCCAACGAUUACGCUACCUUAUGACGCUCUGGAUGCAACGCGCUUUACACCUCAUUUUAGCCUGGCUUUCCCAACCCCAUUCUAAGGUCAUUCGACCCAACACCGAAGAAAAUCCACAGAAUCCGAUUCUAGGUGGUUUGGCAGCCAAAGCAGCCCAUGCUCCUACCUCCUCUUCGGAUGUGUUGUUACGUGCAUUUCGCGAAGAGCCACUUCUCCGUGCACUUUUGUUGCGUCUUAUUUUCGCUCAGUUCUCCCUGCAGUGA